AAGAAAAAAAAGACAAGUGAGUGAGAGAGAGAGAGAAUGGCAUUGCCAAGGUUUCUAGUGCUGAAAUCAAACUAUAACAACAAAUACUUGCGCUACAUAAAUGAAGAUGUGCAAGUGCAUGGGUUUGUCCAAUUCUCCGGAGAGGAGGUUGUGAGCCCGUACGUAAAGUUUCAGGUGGAGUUAGCAAAGAGUGGAAGUGGAAAUCUGGUGCACAUAAGGUGUUGUUACAACAACAAAUACUUGGUAAGGUGGUCAGCCAAUCACUGGUGGAUUGUUGCUGGGGCUGACGAACCAAAUGAAGACCAAUCCACAUGGUCAUGUACUUUGUUCGAGCCCACCUACGUACAGGGCACCGCUAGUGAUGGUGAUGCUCAAACACUCCGAUUUCGCCAUGUCCAGCUCGGUCACUAUGCAUGCUUAUGGAGAAGUACUUCACCCGCACAUUAUGCCUGCUUACUUGCCAGUUCCGCAGAUAUUGACAAAGAUGGUUGCGAUGUCUACACAAUCAUCGAUUGGGAAUCGCUGUUGAUAUUGCCCAAACACGUCGCCUUCAAGGGCAAUAAUGGCAACUUCCUUAGCGCCCGCACCAUCGAGGGACACCCAUAUCUGCAGUUCGCAUCCAGUGACAUUGGAGACGAAAGAGUAGGGAACGAGGUUUUCACCACUCAUGGCGGGAGCAUUCGCAUAAAGUCCGAUUUCUUUGGCAAGUUCUGGAGGCGCAGCCCUAAUUGGAUCUGGGCCGACUCAGAUGACACCACCAGCAACAACUCCGACACGUUGUUUUGGCCUAUCAAAGUGGAGGACGAUAUCAUCGCUCUCCGCAACUUGGGUAACAACAAUUUCUGCAAGAGCCUCACCACCGAGGGAAAGACCAAUUGUCUCAAUGCCGCUGUCAGCACCAUAACCAAAGAGGCACGCCUGCAGGUGUACGAAACUGUUCUCUCCAGGAGAAUCUAUAAUGUCAAUUUCCGACUCAUG
This is a messenger RNA of Camellia sinensis, 978 nucleotides long. RefSeq lists its product as uncharacterized. The record is from RefSeq and is a predicted model, not a curated record. NCBI's taxonomy places the organism in Eukaryota, Viridiplantae, Streptophyta, Magnoliopsida, Ericales, Theaceae.